CAGCGGUCCCCAAUCUUUCCUCUAUGUACCUAAUUCGAAAACACGACACAAACAGUAUGUCCCACAGCGACACGAUCCCCCUCCACCCGAGCUCCCAAUCGGACAUUGACGAAAUCGAGAACCUCAUCAACUCCUACUCCUCCUCCGUCCUCCCCGCCCGUCCUCCGUCGCCUCCGCGCGCCUCCAUCCCCAUCUCCUCCAACCCUCCGCCACCUCCUUCCUUUGCCUCCUCCAAUAUCCCUCCGCCUACCGCCCCCAAACCACCCCUUCCCCCUCCGCGUGGAUCCACAAGCAACGGGAGCGACAUUGCCUCUACCGGGUUCGGUCCGGGCCCGAACACCCUGACGGAGCCCGUAUGGGACACCAUCAUGCGAGAUUUGACAAGGAUCGUCAGCAAUUUGAAGCUGGUCGUGUUCCCGAAUCCGUUCAGGGAGGAUCCGGGGAAGGCGUUGAGAGACUGGGAUCUAUGGGGUCCUUUUUUCUUCAUCGUGUUCCUCGGCCUCGUGCUCUCUUGGUCCGCCUCUGUAGAGAAGUCUGAGGUUUUUGCCGUUGCAUUUGCAUUGCUUGCAGCAGGAGCUGUUAUUUUGACCUUGAAUGUUUUGCUGCUG
This is a messenger RNA of Striga asiatica, 608 nucleotides long. The record is from the annotation of a GenBank genome assembly. NCBI's taxonomy places the organism in Eukaryota, Viridiplantae, Streptophyta, Magnoliopsida, Lamiales, Orobanchaceae.